Molecule: messenger RNA, 984 nt
Organism: Trichoderma atroviride IMI 206040
Lineage: Eukaryota; Fungi; Ascomycota; Sordariomycetes; Hypocreales; Hypocreaceae
Molecular function (GO): FAD binding; oxidoreductase activity
Source: RefSeq, a predicted model, not a curated record
AUGGAGUUCAAACUCACUGAGCUACCGGACACCCAAAUCCCGACAUCGUCACUUACACGAGAUGAUAUUGCAAAGAAAAUCCCAGGUCUUUUGUCACUUUACGAUGAGUUCCCGCACAUCAUCUACACUGCGUCAGACCCCGUCUUUGAGACGAUAAGCCCUUCAUUCAACAGAGGCACCACCACCAGGCCCCUAGCCGUGGUUCGCGCCCUAGAAGAAUCUCAUGUUCAAGCCACCAUUAAAGCAGUUCAGGCGGCAGGCUUGCAAUUCGCGAUCCGCUCUGGAGGAGCAGAGCUGGAGGGACGAAACUUUCGCGGAAUCGGAAGCGGAGUCAUGAUUGAUACACGCAGCUUGUGUUCCAUCAAAGUAGCGGAAGACAAGAAGUCUGCAGUUAUUGGUGGCGGCACUAUUGCAGGUGAUCUUGCUCUUGCUCUUAGCAGUCAAGGCGCUUUUACACCUGUAGGAUGGCAUCCGAGACUGGGAUAUGCCGGAUGGUCAAUGGCGGGUGGAUACGGCAUGUAUGCCUCUUCGUACGGCCUUGGAGUUGAUCACAUCCUCGGUGUACGGAUUGUUCUUGCUGACGGAUCUGUGGUGGUGGCUGACGAGAACAACCACCAAGAUUUACUUUGGGCUCUGAGAGGCGCUGGAAACGGCAUCUGGGGAGUUGUGACGCAGUUUACCAUCAAAACAUAUCCUGCACCGAAGCUUUUGAUUGGCAGUGUCAAGUUUGCAAAGAAGGAUUGGCCAGCUGUGAUGGCCGAAUGGGUGAAAAACAUUGAACCCAAUCUUCCAGAGGAACUUGCAGGCGACAUUUAUUUCAGGAACAAUGACUUGGAAACGCCAGAGAUGAAUGUCUUGUUUGCAUGGUGUGCCAAGGAAGGCGAUGAUCUGCAAAGGGGGUGGGACUACUUUGAGAAGAUCAAGUCUCUACCUGGAGCAGAUGUUGUCCGUAUUGGAGAAUGUGAGUUUCUUGCCGUCGACUAA